UGGUUUCUGAACGAAUUCAAUUAUAACCCGGCAAAAUAUGGAAGAUUCAAAUGAUAUUGACUUUCUUAGUAAGAGGAUUCAAUUCGCAAGUGGCGACGUAGCUGAUAGAUGCGCACAACAAAUUCAUGGCAAAACAAAACAAUCAACAAAAGUUUAUUUUUAAUCGCCUUGCAGCGCCACUUGCUCAGUUGCGUUCGUAGCGAGGGUUCGCGGGGAGUCCGCCUGGGUCCCCUGUCCGCGAAUUUCCGUGCUAUUUGCACGAUUCAAUUUAUAGUGCGUCAUCAGGAGUCGGAGUUUCAUUACAAUAACUGUAUCAGACCGUGACCAGCCAUGAUUAGUUAUCCAUUGAUGAAGCGGCUGGGCAUGACGGCGGGCGGGCUGGUGCCGUUCUUCAAGUGCGUGAUCGUGUACUUCGUGGUGGUGCGCGAGCUGGCGCCGUCGCUGACGGUGGCGGCCGGCAAGUGCGCGCCCGUGCUGUGCCUCAUGCUGUUCGCGCUGCUGCACCCGCCGCCGCCGCACGUGCGCGACCAGGGCUGGUACGCGUCGUGCGUGGCGACGGGGCUGGCGCUGUCGAUGGUGGGCGACGCGCUGCUGGUGUGGCCCGAGUGCUUCGAGGCCGGCAUGGGCGCCUUCGCGCUGGCGCACCUCGCCUACCUCGCCGGCCUCGGCUUCCGCCCGCUCGCGCUGCACCUCGCGGUGGCGUGCCACUGCGCGACGGCGGCGUUCCUGCUGCUGCUGGAGCUGCCGGGGCGGCUGGCGUGGCUGGUGCCGCUGUACGCGGCGCUGCUGGCCAGCACGGCGUGGCGCGGC
Molecule: messenger RNA, 810 nt
Organism: Ostrinia nubilalis (European corn borer)
Lineage: Eukaryota; Metazoa; Arthropoda; Insecta; Lepidoptera; Crambidae
Product: lysoplasmalogenase TMEM86A
Exons: 4
Cellular component (GO): membrane
Molecular function (GO): hydrolase activity
Source: RefSeq, a predicted model, not a curated record